UCUUCCACUUUGAUAAGACUAGGCUGCUCUAACUGAAUAUAUUUUUAUUACUAUUGUAAUAUAAAGAGUCAUGGACAACCUAGAAAUCAACGACCUUCAUGUUGUCCCGUGUGUUAACUCUAGAUUUAUCCAACCUUCCAGAGUAGUCUUCAAGCAAAAUGGUGGUCAAAGAACUUGGGAUUAUCUGAUAGUCCAGAAUAGUGUUUCUUGUUUGGUUUUUAACACUACAAGACAAGCCUUCAUCCUUGUCAAACAAUUUAGACCAGCGGUGUAUAUGCACGUUAACCGGAAACUGCACAACAAGAAUUCAGGUGCGAAUCCAGUUUCUGUCAAAGCAGAUGAUUCCUCAAUGAAAGCUCUAGCCGAUGCUAGUGCUGGAAUAACAUAUGAACUCUGUGCAGGGAUUGUAGAUCAAAACAUUAGUCUAAAAUCAUUGAUGAAACAGGAGCUAUUGGAGGAGUGUGGCUACAAUGUUCCUGAAGAAAAUAUUCACAAGAUCACAUCUUGUCGAGCUGGUGUAGGAAGUACUGGUUCAGUACAGACAUCAUUUUAUGCAGAAGUUACAGAUGACAUGAUUAUCGAUGGGGCUGGAGGAGGAAAUCUUAAUGAGGGAGAAAGAAUUGAAGUGUUUUAUUUACCACUUGAAAAAAGCAGAGAGUUUGUCUUUGACGAAACCAAAGAAAAGCCAUUAGGAUUAAUGUUUGCAUUCAUGUGGUAUUUUGAUAAGUUUAAAGUGUGAUAAAUGUGUAUACAUGUAUAUGACAUGGACAAUGUGGUGAUCUAUACAGUCAGUAUCAUAAUUUUUCUUAUUCAUUAAAAAACUUUUUUAAUUUUUAAAACCAUUGAAUACAUUUCUCAGUCACUGUAAAAAGAAUAUUAGUUAGUUUUAUAGAAUGUACUUCUAUAAACUUGAUAAUAUAGAAUCAUUAAAUAACUUGCACGUGUACAAAUAGCAAAUCCAAUAUUGUAUAGCGUAGGUAUCUGCCUGAUGAAUAUGAUUAAACUUUACUCCUGUACUACUGAGACUCUCUUAUCAGUAAAUAAAAGACUUUUUCUCAA
Molecule: messenger RNA, 1059 nt
Organism: Actinia tenebrosa (Australian red waratah sea anemone)
Lineage: Eukaryota; Metazoa; Cnidaria; Anthozoa; Actiniaria; Actiniidae
Product: uridine diphosphate glucose pyrophosphatase NUDT14
Biological process (GO): nucleoside phosphate metabolic process; ribose phosphate metabolic process
Molecular function (GO): metal ion binding; UDP-sugar diphosphatase activity
Source: RefSeq, a predicted model, not a curated record